Messenger RNA from Cavia porcellus (domestic guinea pig), 1011 nucleotides. Its product is annotated as olfactory receptor 10AD1. The record is from RefSeq and is a predicted model, not a curated record. Gene Ontology annotation, molecular function: olfactory receptor activity; G protein-coupled receptor activity. Gene Ontology annotation, biological process: detection of chemical stimulus involved in sensory perception of smell; G protein-coupled receptor signaling pathway. Gene Ontology annotation, cellular component: plasma membrane. Lineage: Eukaryota; Metazoa; Chordata; Mammalia; Rodentia; Caviidae.
AUGAAUUCUCCUCUGUUACUUGCCAGAGAGAGCCAGAAGAGCCAGAAGAGCAACAAAAUGAGUGGCCCCCAUAAUGUAGACCUACGGAACAGCAGCACUGUGACACAGUUCACCCUUGUGGGCUUUGAGCAGAGCUCUCCCUCCACAUAAGCACUGCUCUUCACCCUCUUCCUAGUGCUCUACAGCCUUGCCAUGGCCAUGAAUGGCCUCAUCAUCUUCAUCACUUGGACAGACCUCAGGCUUAACAGCCCCUACAUGUACUUCUCCCUGGGUCACCUUUCUUUCUUGGACAUCUGCUUCAUCACUGCCACCAUCCCACAGAUGUUGGUUCACCUGGUAGUCAAGAAUCACACAGUCUCUUUUGUCUCUUGGAUGACACAGAUGUACCUGGUCUUCUUUGUGGGUGUGGCUGAGUGCAUUCUCUUGGCUUUCAUGGCCUAUGACCAUUAUGUCGCUUCCUGUUACCCAAUAAGCUACAUGCAGAUCAUGAAUCAGGUCUGUGUCAGGUUGAUGGGCUUUGCUUGGAUCUUUGGGUUGAUCAAUGGUAUCUUUGUUGAAUAUGUAUCAUUCUGGAAUCCCUUCUGCAGAGAACAUGUAGAACACUUCUUCUGUGAGGCCCCCACAGUGAUUGCACUGUCUUGUGAUGAUCCCCAGUUUAGCAUGAAUUUGAUCUUUAUUGAUGUCACCACAGUGCUGUUCAGUCCCACAGUCCUCUUUGUCACUUCCUAUGUCCACAUCCUGGACUCCAUCCUCCUCAAGUUGGAAAAAACCCUCUCAACUUGUGCCUCCCACCAGACUGUGGUCAUCUUUUUCUACACUUCAGCUAUGUUCUCUUACAUGAAUCCCUGCAGCACACAUGGGCCUAACAAAGACAAGCCUUUCUCACUUCUCUACACCAUCAUCACCCCCAUGUGCAACCCCAUCAUCUACAGUUUGCGCAACAAGGAAAUGAAAGGAGCCGUGGUGAGGGCCUUUAGGAGAACCACGGUGGCCCAGGCAGAGUCUGUCUAG